UAAUUCUGGGAGUGGGGGUGGAAGCUCUUCACCGCUGCCUAUUUUGGUAGCUUGUAGCGGCAGAAUCAUGACGCUUCUCAUCUGAAUGCAGACAUCAUCGAGGAAUUGUCUAAAUAGCUUUUCGUUUCCGAUCCUGUCCCCCUUUUUAUUUACUUGAAGUCUGGAAUCCCGGUCCCUGUGGUAUUCCCCAAAGAGCGAUCAUGACAUACAAGGUCUCUGCUGUUCUCGCAGGGCAUACAAAUGAGGUGCGAGAUAUCGCCGCCACAGACUUCUCACAGAUAGCAUCUGCUGCGCGAGAUGGAAAGUCUCUUUUGUGGGAGCGUGUCUCCUCAUCCCCGCCGACCUACAAAUCUCGUGUCUUAUCUGCUACCAAAUCUCGCACAUUGAAAGGGCCUCCUUGCUAUAUAACGGCUGUGACCUUUAUCCCACCGUCAGACACAUAUCCACAAGGCUUAGUUGUGACUGGAGGCCAAGAAUCCGAAAUCGAUGUCAGACAACCGACAAACUCCCAGGAUGAUCCACCUGAGAUUCGUCUUCCUGGCCAUGGAGGUCAGGUCAGUCCCCUGGAAACAACCGAGCAUGGCCAUUAUCUUGUCAGUGGUGGUUGGGACCACACGGUUCGAAUACGUAAGGUGGGCCAGUGGGACGACGAAAAAGUAAUAGGACCCUAUGAACGCAAUUGCCUAGCCAUUGUGGGAUACGACCGGGAAACCGUCAUAACGGGCUGGGGUGAUGGCUGCAUUCGAAUCUACAAUGUCGACGGGACCCCGAUCCACGAGUUCAAAGCAAGUGACGAGCCAAUACGAUCACUCUGUAAGCUCCCUGUGGACCACAACUCAGGUGCCCAUUUUGCUUCUUCUGGCAAUGAUACAAUCAUUACGUUAUGGACGCUCAAUGGCGAACCCAAAGCUGCGCUUACUGGUCACAAGAAUCAUGUAUAUAGCCUUGCGGCUCUCGCAGAUGGAACGAUAUUAUCUGGCUCUGAAGAUGCGACUGUGAAAGUCUGGCAGCAGACAUGCAAACAAACAAUAGAGCAACCAACCACGGGACUUUGGAAGAUUUUGAUAAAUGCGAGUACUGGGGAUUUUGCAGUCACGAAUGGACCUGUCGUGCGUAUCUUUAGCGAAUCACUGGAGCGACAAAAUCUUGAAGCCCACGAGGCUCUGAUGCAAGAGAUUGCAGGUGCUAAGGAAGGUGGUACAGAACUUGAUCCCAAGGAUAUCCAUGACUUUGAAUGGCUCGAGCAAAAUCGUGGAUACGGUGGAAAUGUAGUCAUUCGACACGACAAUGGGUCACUUUGGGCGUACUCUUGGGAUCCUAUUGAGAAUCAAUGGAUCUUGCGUGGAGAGGUUGAAACGUCAUCAUCAACAGCGGGGUCCGACGGCCCGAAGAAGACAAACAGAAAGGCGCCCCCGAAGACAGAAUAUAACGGCCAAAUGUACGAUCAUGUCUUCAGCAUCAACAUCGCGGACGAUCAACCUAAUCUCAAUCUUCCAUACAAUAUCAGUGACGACCCAUACAAAGUGUCACAGAAAUUUAUAGAGGAUCACAAUCUGCCGGUCGCCUACUAUCAAGAGAUCGCAGCGUUCAUCUUCAAGAAUCGAAGGGAGCCUACAGACUCUACGAUACCAUAUGAGAAAUUCGAAUCGAUCACAAAAGCUGACCUUAAAGUCAUCCACCGCAAGAUCAUGGAGUACAGCAAGGCUCUCGCUGAAAAUGGAUCUGAUAGCUUUGCACUAAGCUCAGCUGACGAAGCAGUCCUCAACAAACUGUCAGAUCAAUUAAACGAAAAUAAGACAAAGAACGAGGCCAACAAGACAAGGAAUCUGAUAGCAUUAGAUCCUGCCGGAGUCCAAAUCAUCAUCAACAUGUGUAUGCAAUGGCCUGAACAGAAACGUCUUCCCUGUCUGGACUUACUACGUGUUGCGGCAGCAGACUCGGAGAUACCGUUCGACCAGAUGUCAGAUAAGGCACCCAUUAUCGAUCAGCUCAUCGACAGUGGCCUUUUCGAUAUCUCAUCUGCUUCCAUGAACACUGCGAUGGCUACUAGGACCGUGGCUAAUCUCUUCAUGAACGAGAAGAACCACUCAGCGAUAGGCCAGGCGUUCAUUCGGGUCCAUUCCGCGUUGUCGCCACACCUAGGAGAACGUGUCACACAGAAUGGUCUACUGGCAGUCGCUGUUGCAACGGUGUAUCUAAACUACGCUGUGCUACUCAGCAAACAACAAACACCUGACCCAGAGCACGCUUUUGCUAUCCUUGAGUCCACUGCACAACUCAUAUCAGACAUCACGCGAGGACUUGAUCGUUCACAUAAAGACAUUGCAGGAACGCGAUCGGACCCAGCAGCAGAGAAGAAAUUGACAAUACUCAUGACGCAUCUCUGCGACGCUAUCAGGACGGCAUGUUUCGCGCUUGGAACCGUACUCACACAGAAUCUAGUAGAACUGCGUGCGGCUGCUAAGGACGUCCUUGGUGUCGGUGCGAUCUUAAAUGAUGUGGUCGAGAUACAGAAUAAAGUGAAGGAUAGAGUGGAACCAAAAGUAAAGCUAGACUUGCUUGAUGAGAUUCGGAACUGGAUGGGUUAAAGUCAAGCAUUAGACUUACAUGUUGUGUUUCCAGGACGUAUCAAGCGUGAAAAGAUACAUAUAGACAGACCUACGACUGGCGAGAGCAGUGUCAUCUCCGUGUGGGUAUCGGAAUCCGAGACAACCCAGUACUAGGCACCUUCUAGGUAUCACACACAUCAGUGGGAUCCAGACUGAGAAGUGAGUAUUGAUGGUAAUUAGCGACUGUGUAGCACACUUCACCCAGUCGCACUCCAGCCGACGGUACGAUAUUGUAACGUUUCGACUCCUCUAGCUUGAAUGGCGAACCACAAUUUUCCCGCUUGCCUCGCACUUUUGAUACCCCGGUAAACUACCCAAACUUCUAAAAUAUGUGAUGUUAAUCAUGGCGUCGUCC
This is a messenger RNA of Pseudovirgaria hyperparasitica, 2964 nucleotides long. Its product is annotated as WD40 repeat-like protein. Gene Ontology annotation, cellular component: nucleus; cytoplasm. Bases 201 to 2588 code for a protein of 795 amino acids. Gene Ontology annotation, molecular function: ubiquitin binding. The record is from RefSeq and is a predicted model, not a curated record. The transcript is spliced from 3 exons. NCBI's taxonomy places the organism in Eukaryota, Fungi, Ascomycota, Dothideomycetes, Acrospermales, Acrospermaceae. Gene Ontology annotation, biological process: proteasome-mediated ubiquitin-dependent protein catabolic process; ubiquitin recycling.